AUGGCGAUGUAUAAGUCAAGGUUGUUUAUAUAUUUUAUAAUUUAUUCUUGUACUUUUUGUCAUGCUAAGUAUGGAUUUAAGUACUUUGCGAACAAGGUGAACAAUGCAGUGAAUUUGGCAAUAAACUACGCAGUUUUGAAUGAAACGCUUUCAUUUAAGGAGCCGGGUGACUUCACCGCUGAGGGUGAGAGUUUCAAGAGUUACACUUUAGAGAAGGGAGGCGCAAUUAAGUUCUACUGUGGCAAUAAUGAGACUGAGGAGGGUCGUAAGAUUAAAAUGUACCCUGAGGAUUUAAAGAAAACCUCGUUGGCUCCCAUGUCAAAGAGCGGAAUUACCCAUAGCAUUAAGCGUGUGAUAAAUAACUUUGGCCUUUUCCGUAGUGACUCGACUUUGAUUUACUCAUUAUCUGAGUUUCUGGGCGGUGGGUACCUGAUCCAGUACCCUGCGGACGCUGUUAUUGUCUCCAGUGACCCCAACUUCAGCCUCAACUUCGCCUGCGUCUAUGAUCCCAAUUAUGAUACCAGUGGUGAGAACAAAUCUGACGAAUUAAACACUGAAGAGAAGAAGGAUUUACUGUACCGUUGGAUCGAGGUUAAAUUUACCGAUGUGUUGCCAAUAAGUUAUGGUUGCGGUAGUGGGAAUCAUCCGUUGUUUAAUAACUUGAGUCCUGAAAAUGGUCCAGAUAAGCUAGAGGGUACUUUUUUGCAAACCCGCGCCUUCUGUGAAAUUGAACCGAAGCCUGGGAUGGUAAUUGGUAUUUACUGUGCCGCUGGUGAGACUUUCAAUGACGAGUUUUGCUUCCGUGACUCUUCCGGGAAAACGUACUACGAUCCUGACUUCAAGUACGACGGAGCUGGACAAAGGCUUCAUUUAUUCCGCGUGCCUGAAAAUGGUUUCGGCGGUGACGUGUACUUCCUUUGCGAGUGCAGGGGUAAGAACAAGGACACUAAGGCUCAGGUUAAAAUAAUUAAAGCGUCUGUUCUGUCCUGUGACUUGACUAAGAUUUUCGAAAAGCAUGAGCCUGGGAAAAAAAUUAGUCUCCAGGCCUGCAGACGUGACUUACGUCCCGGCGAAUCUCUCAAAGUCACUGUUCCCAAGAAUUACACCGAGUUCUACUACUUUAAGCAUAAAUAUUCUUCUCUUUUCGAGCCUAUCAACGUGCAACAUUACGCUUACAGGCAAAAAUUAGACGAUAACGAGGUGCGUAAGGUGAAGUUGAGUGAUUUGAUAGUUGGCGAUGGACUGACAAUUGAGAAGACGCCAGUUCGAGGUGCUGUGGAGUAUCUUUUCAAGUAUAAUAGGGACUCUAUACUGAUUUUAACGUCUGAAACAGUGUCCUUUGAAUACUUUUGGACUCUGUUUCACAGGAACCCUAGGGAGCGUGAGGUUAUCUCGUAUUUAAGCUUGAAUGAGAAGGUUUUAGCUGUGGUUAGUAUUGGAUUAUUCCCUACUGACCCCUACACCUAUGGCUGUGGAGUUAGAAAUGACUUUUUCCGCAGGGAACUGCUUGACUUUAGGAGUGAGGAGAUAAAUAACAAACCCACCUCCAUUUGCAAGGUUGAUGGUAGAAAUAGUCCAAUUGGCUUCUACUGCCCUAGGCCGUUCUUACUUGAGCCUAGAGACUGCUUCAGGAGUGUUUUAAUCCAAACUGACGAGGGUGAGGAGUCUGUUGACCUGGUCAAGCGAGAUUAUGUGUAA
Messenger RNA from Theileria parva strain Muguga, 1698 nucleotides. Its product is annotated as Sexual stage antigen s48/45 domain protein. The transcript is spliced from 3 exons. NCBI's taxonomy places the organism in Eukaryota, Apicomplexa, Aconoidasida, Piroplasmida, Theileriidae. Bases 1 to 1698 code for a protein of 565 amino acids. The record is from RefSeq and is a predicted model, not a curated record.